Messenger RNA from Rubroshorea leprosula, 2025 nucleotides. Lineage: Eukaryota; Viridiplantae; Streptophyta; Magnoliopsida; Malvales; Dipterocarpaceae. The record is from the annotation of a GenBank genome assembly.
AAUCAAAAUUUCAACCCCAAAAUCGAACACAACAAACUGCCUCCUCCUCAGAACACGACCAGAGAGAAAGGUCAUGAUCUGGGUCUGCUCUGCAUCACCAAGGUCAUGAUCUUCCAUCUCAUCCUCAAAAGAUUCCACCUGGAUUAGCAUUUCAUACAUUUCCCUUUCUGGGUCAUGGCGGUGAAACGAUCCUUCAAACGUUUUGUAGGGCAAGAACUGGGUCGCUUCUCUCACUUCUUGAUUUAUGCUGUGCUUGAAUGGAUGUUGAUCCUCCUUCUCUUCAUCAAUGGCUUUCUUGCAUUUUUUGCCAACCAAUUCGCUAACUUCUUCGAAUUGCAGAUGCCAUGCUUGUUCUGCACAAGAAUCGAUCAUGUUUUGACUCAUAAAGGCCCAGAUUUCUACUACAACGAUUCCAUUUGUGACGCCCAUAAGAAGGACGUUUCGUCACUCGCCUUCUGCCAUGUUCACAAAAAGCUUUCCGAUAUACGGAGAAUGUGUGAGGGCUGUCUUCUGUCCUUUGCAACGACAAAGGAAUCCGAUUGCGAUACGUACAAGUCUCUGGUUGGGAUUUUGCACAAGGACAUUGAGUUGUUCGUCGAUGUUGAUCAAGAACUUCAUCUCUCCCUUCCUGUAGGGAAGAAGGACGAUCCAGAGAUUGUAGAGAAGAGCAGCCAACACCGGUGUUCUUGUUGCGGGGAGCCAUUGAAGGUGAAAUCGUCUAAUGUGAAAGGGAAAAAUUCUGUGCUGUUGUCAACGGCUACGGCUCCGGUUCCGGCUCCUUCUCCCCGUGCAACGUUCUUGUCUUCUACGAAUGAAGACCGCCGGUUCGACUUGAGCCAUGCCAAAUACACGGAGCUCAAGCUAGCCCCUGAUGAGUCAGAUCGUCCUGAAGAUGAUGAUAGUUCCAGCACAGUAAGCCUUGAGAAGCAGUUUAAGGAAGAUAGCAAAGCUGUUACUACAGUGCGAUUGCUGAUGGAAGGAGAUGAUGAAGAUAAGACCCCCAAUUUUGGUAGGAGUAACAAGUUUUUUGGAAUCCCACUUUCAGAUUCAACAGCAGCGAGUCCUAGAUGGCAAGGCAGACCUUUAGCUUUUAGGAAAUCGUUGCUGGACAGGAUAGAUUCUGUAUCAGAGGGUGCAGAGGGAAAUGUCUCAAAUGAGACGGAUGGGGAUUCUAUACUGCAUCAUUUGAAGAGACAAGUUCGACUGGAUGGCAAGUCACUGAUGGCUUUGUACAUGGAACUGGACGAAGAAAGAAGUGCAUCUGCUAUUGCGGCUAACAAUGCAAUGGCCAUGAUCACCAGGUUACAAGCAGAGAAGGCAGCUGUUCAGACGGAGGCCUUGCAGUACCAAAGAAUGAUGGAGGAGCAGGCAGAGUAUGACCAAGAAGCCCUACAAGAAAUGAAUAUUUUACUCAACAAGAGGGAGGGAGAAAUUAAAGAAUUAGCGGUUGAACUAGAGGCUUACAUAUUAAAAUAUGGUUGCUUAGGGGAAGAUGACCUUGAAUUACCAGGAGAAGAAGAAACCGAUCAAGGUUACCAAGUUUUCAAACCCCCUUCCUACUCAUCCUCCAAUGGAAGAUCUGAAUGCAGCAGCCCUGUUCAUUGUCUCAACGGAGUGUCCAAUAAUGAGGAGAAACCACAGAACAAUAAGCAAUCGAGUUCUGUGCAGGAUGAGAUCAGAGGGGAGGCAAUUGACGAAUUACAGAAAUCCUCUCAAGCAGAAAAGCCCCGUUACUUGGGUCGAUUGAGAAAUCUAGACAAGAACAAUCAAGUUUCAUCAGACGUUGGGGUUGACUCCUCAGAUUCUAGUUGUGAAGAUUUUAAUGACAGAGGAAGAGAUACAGACUUACAAUCCUACUAAGUUUUCAAAAUAAAGGCCAGGCCCUAGGGGGACUUUGAUUGAGAGUUCAGUCCAGUCUGACAGUGACUAAUGUAAUCAAACACUGUAAUUUUUUAUUCUAUCUUUUUUAGUCCUUCCUCUACCGCUCUUUUUCAAAGGAGAAUAGUAUAAAUUUGAUUAUAAUAC